CCUCUCACCGCCGUCUAUCGCGAGCCACCUGAGGUCAGCGAGCUCCGGGCAACAGCAGCCGAACAGCACCACGCCGGUGAAGUCGAACAGCAAGCCCCGUCCCUCGUCCUUCUCCAUCGGCGAACCCAGCCUCAGUUCACGACGAGCGGCGGCGGUAUUUUUUCGGCGAGCUCGCCGUCGCUGGCAGUAGCAGACCAAUCAAACAUGUCUCGUAUAUGUGUGAAAAACCUGCCAAAGUAUGUUGCAGAGGAUCGCCUCAGAGAAUUCUUCUCUGAGAAAGGAGAGGUUACCGAUGCCAAGCUUAUGCGCACAAAGGAGGGGAAGAGCAGGCAAUUUGGGUUUGUGGGAUUUAGGACGGAGCAUGAAGCCGAGGAAGCCAUAAAGUACUUCAACAGGACUUACAUGGACACUUUCAGAAUUACUUGUGAGGUUGCUCGUAAAGUUGGAGAUCCUGCCAUUCCUCGCCCUUGGAGUCGACACUCACUAAAUAAAAAGGAGACUUCUUCUAAAGCAGAGAAGGGAGUAACUGGUUCAACAGUUUCCAAGGGGAAAAGUAAGGAGAGGAAGAAGGAUGAUGAGAAUAAUGAUCCUCAACUUGAAGAGUUUCUACAAGUUAUGGAGCAUCGUAGCAAGUCAAAAAUGUGGGCCAAUGAUACACUUGCUGCUCCAUCUCUUGUGCAAGGCAAAUCAGCAUCAAAUGAGAAAUUCGCGAGGGCAAAGAGACGUGAGGAGAACUCAGAUGGAGAGGUUGGCAAUCUUGAUGAGUUUAAGGGAGAAGGAAAUGUUUUACCAGAGAAACAAGAGGCAGAUAAACCAAACAUUCUGGUUCAUGAUGAGACUGAAGACGAUGGCUCUAGAGAAGAUGGGAAUAAUGGCCCCCCUGAUGCUAUGGCAAGUUCUGGAAACGAGAAUGAUGUAGUUCUGGAAUCUGGACGUCUCUUCAUUCGCAAUCUUCCCUACUCUGCCACUGAGGAGGACCUAGAAGACCUCUUCAGCAAAUACGGAACCAUUUCUCAGGUCCAUAUUGUCGUUGAUAGAGAGACUAGGCGCUCCAAAGGGAUUGCCUAUGUUCUCUUUGCUGUCCCAGAAUGUGCUGCUAGGGCUUUAGAAGAGAUAGAUAGUUCGAUUUUUCAGGGAAGGUUAUUGCAUGUAAUGCCUGCUAAACAAAAAAGGCUACCUGAUAUGCCAGAGACCAAUAUUUCAUCAAAAACGUUUAAGCAACAGAGAGAUGCAGAAAGAAAGGCAUCAGAAGCAACUGGAAAUACACGAUCGUGGAAUACUUUAUUUAUGCGCCCUGAUACUGUUGUAGAAAAUAUUGCACGAAAAUUUGGUGUCAGUAAAAGUGAGCUACUAGAUAGAGAAUCUGAUGACCUUGCUGUGAGAAUUGCAUUGGGGGAGACUCAAGUGAUUGCUGAGACAAAAAAAGCUCUGGCCAGUGCUGGCGUUAAUGUCUCCUCAUUAGAGGAGUUUGCCACUGGUAAAACUGAUGGUCUGAAAAGAAGCAACCAUGUUAUAUUAGUGAAGAAUUUGCCGUACGGUUCAUCUGAAGGUGAAUUAUCAGAUAUGUUCGGGAAAUUUGGCGGCUUGGACAAAAUCAUUUUGCCUCCUACUAAAACCCUUGCUGUGGUUAUAUUUCUGGAACCUGCUGAAGCUCGUGCAGCUUUCAGAGGUCUAUCAUACAAGCGGUACAAGGAUGCUCCGCUGUAUUUGGAAUGGGCACCUGGUAAUAUUCUGAGUCAAACUUUAACUGUCGGUAACAAUGAAGUUGUUGGUGAACUUGAUGUCAAGAGAGCUUUCCUAGAUCAGCAAGUUGAGGAUAUAACAGAUGCAGAUGUUGACCCUGAUAGAAUUGAGUCACGUUCGUUAUAUGUCAAGAAUCUGAACUUCAGAACAUCUGAUGAAAGUGUGAAAAUGCAUUUUACUGAGCACAUGAAGGGAGGAAAACUUCUAAGUGUCAGGGUGAAGAAGCAUAUGAAAAAUGGCAAAAGUGUUUCAAUGGGAUUUGGUUUUGUAGAGUUUGAUAGUGUUGAUACUGCAGUGAAUGUGUGCAAGGACCUGCAGGGAACUGUUCUUGAUGGGCACGCCCUCAUAUUGCAACGUUGUCAUGCUAAAAAGGAUGAAGUUUUGCCUAAGAAAUUUGAAAAUGACAGGAGUUCAACCAAAUUGAUAGUUAGGAACGUAGCAUUUGAAGCAACAGAAAAGGAUCUGAGGCAAUUGUUCAGUCCAUUUGGUCAGAUAAAGAGUUUAAGGUUGCCGAUGAAGUUUGGCAACCACAGAGGUUUUGCAUUCGUAGAAUAUGUCACCAAGCAAGAAGCCCGGAAUGCCUUGGAAGCUCUUUCAAACACCCAUCUCUAUGGCCGUCACUUGGUUUUGGAGAGAGCCAAAGAAGGUGACAGCUUAGAGGAGUUAAGAGCAAGAACAGCAGCCCAGUUCUCGGACUCACCCAAGUUAUCCAACAAGCGAAAGCAUUUGGCUGUAUUGGAUGAAGGAAAUGUCAAGUUUCAACGAAUUGCAGAUUAAAAUUCUGGUUUUCAUCUGAUGAAUCUUGAAUAUAUUCGUUUUUGGAAAGCUCAUACUUAAAGACUUUGAGUUGUGAAUUUUAUAUUUGUAACGAGGAUCCAAACAACCCAUGGGACAUGAUAAAUUAUGGUUAGGUACUGCAGGUUUUAUCACGGUGCAGAUCCCGGCACGAUUAAGACAAGGAGUGUGCGUGGUUACCUUAUAAUCUAUCUAUCUAUAUCUAUUCUAUAUCUAUAUCUAUCUAUAUCUAUCCUAUAUCUAUAUUCUAUUAUAAAAGUGCCAAUGAAUCUGUAAAAAUAUAAUAUCUCGGAAAUAACAUUAAUUUGUCUUUGUAAUGUCAAAUUUGUAAUUUAAUACCCA
This is a messenger RNA of Striga asiatica, 2880 nucleotides long. The record is from the annotation of a GenBank genome assembly. Lineage: Eukaryota; Viridiplantae; Streptophyta; Magnoliopsida; Lamiales; Orobanchaceae.